Messenger RNA from Effrenium voratum, 1650 nucleotides. The record is from the annotation of a GenBank genome assembly. Lineage: Eukaryota; Dinophyceae; Suessiales; Symbiodiniaceae.
CUGCGGCUCAAACCUUUGUCGCUUCCUUCCUUGCUUGUCAGCCUCUUACCCAAGAUGCGUGAGCUCGUGCACGUGCAGGGUGGACAGUGCGGCAACCAGAUCGGCGCAAAGUUCUGGGAGGUGAUUGCGGACGAACAUGGCAUUGACCCCACAGGCACCUACCACGGCGAUUCCGACUUGCAGUUGGAGCGGAUCAACGUUUACUUCAACGAGGCAACUGGCGGCCGCUAUGUGCCUCGUGCCGUGCUGAUGGACUUGGAGCCGGGGACCAUGGACAGCGUCCGCGCAGGGCCCUUCGGCCAGCUCUUCCGGCCGGACAACUUUGUCUUCGGACAGACCGGUGCCGGCAACAACUGGGCGAAGGGCCACUAUACAGAAGGGGCCGAGCUCAUCGACUCAGUGCUCGACGUGGUUCGAAAGGAGGCCGAGGGCUGCGACUGCCUGCAGGGCUUCCAGCUGUGCCAUUCCCUUGGUGGAGGCACGGGCGCGGGCAUGGGCACCUUGCUGAUCUCCAAGGUGCGCGAGGAGUAUCCAGACAGAAUCAUGGAGACGUUCUCUGUGAUUCCCUCGCCCAAAGUGUCCGACACCGUCGUGGAGCCGUACAAUGCCGUGCUCAGCUUCCAUCAGCUCGUGGAGAAUUCGGAUGAGUCCUUCCUGCUGGACAACGAGGCAGGCUCUCGCAUGACCAGAACCUGCCCCUACUUUGUGGAGUGGAUCCCGAACAACAUCAAGGCAUCGGUCUGCGACAUCCCGCCGAAGGGCUUGAAGAUGGCGGUCUCCUUUGCCGGGAAUUCCACCGCCAUCCAGGAGAUGUUCAAGAGGGUUGCGGAGUACUUCACUGCCAUGUUCCGCCGCAAGGCUUUCCUGCACUGGUACACCGGCGAGGGGAUGGAUGAGAUGGAAUUCACAGAGGCCGAGUCCAACAUGAACGACCUGGUCUCUGAGUACCAGCAGUACCAGGAUGCCACGGCGGAGGAGGAAGGUGAAUUCGAUGAAGAGGAGGGCGAAUACGAUGGCUUGGAAGCUUGGGACGAGACCUGCCAGCUGGGCACCGAACGUGGGGCACAACGCGUCCAGGUGCGGCAACCAGAUCGGCGCAAAGUUCUGGGAGGCACCUACCACGGCGAUUCCGACUUGCAGUUGGAGCGGACCCUCGCCUUGUGGUUGCCGAAGUGCUUGUGGAUCAACGUUUACUUCAACGAGGCAACUGGCGGCCGCUAUGUGCCUCGUGCCGUGCUGAUGGACUUGGACGCCCGGCGCAAAUGGCCCUUCGGCCAGCUCUUCCGGCCGGACAACUUUGUCUUCGGACAGACCGGUGCCGGCAACAACUGGGCGAAGGCUGGAAAAGAGGCCGAGGGCUGCGACUGCCUGCAGGGCUUCCAGCUAUGCCAUUCCCUUGGUGGAGGCACGGGCGCGGGCAUGGGCACCUUGCUGAUCUCCAAGGUUCGCGAGGAGCGGAUGUUGAUGACGGGCCAAGGAAUCAUGGAGACGUUCUCUGUGAUUCCCUCGCCCAAAGUGUCCGACACCGUCGUGGAGCCGUACAAUGCCGUGCUCAGCUUCCAUCAGCUGGUGGAGAAUUCGGAUGAGUCCUUCCUGCUGGACAAUGAGGCAGGCUCUCGCAUGACCAGCGGGCUUUUGUGCAUGGGCUAG